Malassezia pachydermatis is the source of this 1704-nucleotide messenger RNA. Its product is annotated as peptidase s28. The transcript has a single exon. Gene Ontology annotation, biological process: proteolysis. Bases 1 to 1704 code for a protein of 567 amino acids. The record is from RefSeq and is a predicted model, not a curated record. Gene Ontology annotation, molecular function: dipeptidyl-peptidase activity; serine-type exopeptidase activity. Lineage: Eukaryota; Fungi; Basidiomycota; Malasseziomycetes; Malasseziales; Malasseziaceae.
AUGCGGUGGGACGACCUGCAGUGGGGAACCACCUUGCUCGUAUGGAUACUGGCAUACUGCCAAGUAGGGCAGGCCAUGCGUCCUAGUGUGGCAUGGUAUACCUCCCUGAGAAACCACGCAGGGCCGCGGCUUCUGCCUGAUGAAGCACCCACACCCACACCUUCCAACGCGACGUACCAGCUGAACACGCUCGAGCAGCCUCUCGAUCACUUUGGGUCAUCGACACAGACGACCUUCCUCCAACAUUAUGCGUUAUGGAUGGACGAUUUUCAUGCAGGCAGUGCCCUACGAACCAAAACACCCGACGGUCGAGAAAUCGUGCCUGUGUUCGUACACGAUACGGGCGAAUCGACACUUGCUCAAGAAGCGCAGCACUACAAUUCUACCAUCCUCAAGACCCUGGCCAGCAAAACAGGUGGCAUUGGGAUCUUUCUAGAGCAUCGCUAUUAUGGCCAGUCGCAGCCUCGGUUGUCAGACCUAGGCAAUGCCACGACGUGGGGUGUGGACCAGCUACAAUGGCUUAACCUCGAACAAUCGUUGGAAGACUCUGUGCAAUUUUUGCAAAAGGUUCAGCUGCCUGACCUACCACCGAAUGCUGACGUCCGUUUUCUGUAUCAUGGCGGCUCGUACGCGGGUGGUCGCGCGGCGUUUCUACGUACUAGGCACCCAGACCUCGUCUUUGGCGCCAUUAGUACGUCGGGCGUGGUUGCACCAACGGUGGAACUGCCAAACUACUAUUACUCUAUUGUGGAAAAUUCUGAUCCUAUCUGCAUGCAAAAUCUCCAAGCAGCCAUCGGUGAAAUCGAUCAAGUUAUCACACCGGAUCCUAGGAAGGGCUCGAAUCAAACGGAUUUGGACACCGCCAAGGUGGCUGCUUUGCUGCACUUGUUUGGCUUGACUGAUGAUGUGGAUUUGACCGACUUUGCGAACGCUCUUACGGCACCACUUAGUGCUUUCCAGAUGCAGACAUGGCAAGCUGACCGACCUGAAUCACCAUGGAAUGUAUUUUGUGAUACGAUGAAGAAUGCCUCAUUGGCCGGCAUGAUCAAAGCGGACUUUAUGCAAGAUUGGGUCACACUAGGAAAUGUAAGUGAUGGCCUCCUGAGCUACAGCGCGUAUUUCCGUUCUGUGAUGAAUGGCGAAUGCCAAGGGAAAGAUCUGACAGCAUGUGUACAAGCACGGCCAGAUGAGUUCCGCGAUGAUCAGGGACAGCUCUCAGCCAACAAAGCGUGGUACUACCAGACAUGCACGGAAUACGGUCUGUUCCAGACGGCGCCGCCUAUGCCAGACGUUACAGCCUCGCCACCCCACUUGUCCGGCCCGAAAAUCGUAUCGUCACGUUUAGAUGUAAACUAUUCACAACAACUUUGUCAACGUGGCUUUACACCUGGACAAAAGGCUACCAUGCCACCUUAUCCCAAUGUAACCAAAGUGCUACAAUACGGCAAUGUCCACCUGGCCUACGACCGCCUAGCCUUUAUCAACGCACAACGUGAUCCAUGGCUCCCAGUGACUGUGCACUCAAAUGAGUAUGCAUUUGGCGGUGCACGCAAUAGCACAACCAUGCGUCCUUUCCUUUUCAUCCCGGACUGCUGGCAUACGUGUGAUUGGAUUAUCAAUACGGAUCUGGCGAACGAGCCAGACAACGUCAAGAGUGUACAACAGACCGAGCUCCAAUUUGUACAGGAAUGGCUAAAAGCGUAG